Molecule: messenger RNA, 900 nt
Organism: Cutaneotrichosporon oleaginosum
Lineage: Eukaryota; Fungi; Basidiomycota; Tremellomycetes; Trichosporonales; Trichosporonaceae
Source: RefSeq, a predicted model, not a curated record
CACAGGAUAAAUCAGCAGCCUAUGCAAUGGGCAAAUGCAUUCUAGGCUAGCAGCCAGGCCCCUCGGAGUUCAUAAUUCCGCAUCGCCGCCGAAAAGUCGAUCGAGGUGCGGAACGGCAGAAGGUGCGGAAAGUUGUGCAGGGACAACUUGACGGGCAAUUUGGGCCUGGGCUUCUCCUUUGAGCCCUCAAUGCUUGGCUAGUUUCAGCAACAUUUUGUUCUUACUGGUGCUUGAUUUAUCGCGCACCACCCAUCCCAAAUAUACAGCAUGUACUCGGGUAGUAUCUCCGGGGCCUGGCUGACGAAUGUCAGGCGGAUAAUGGCUAACGCGCCGAGCUGGUUGGCCCAGGUGGAUAUCCUGCGACCACUCAGCCAGCCUCACACAACGCACUCACUUAAUCUUGGCGCUUGGGGCGAGCACUGGAUCAGCGCUUCUGAGGCGAGUCAUCCGCGUCCGAAAGAGGGCCCCACGUGGGAUGUGGCCGUGCGGACGGAAAACCGGAUCAGCAACGGACAACGGCGGAAUCUGGCCGACAAGUUAUAUUGGGUAGGGCUCUCUUGCAGCUUCGGGCGAAGAUUGCAUGGGCUGUUUUCAUCGAAAGUGCAGCUAUACGACGCCCCUGCGGUGAUUGGUAGAAGCGACAGCAGAAGACGUACAGAUACCACACCCGGCCUCGGUGGCUUGACGGUCCGCUGUCGCGUAAACACAUCCUCCCAGUGAGCGCUUAAACGCUGUCAACGAUGUGCUGAGCAUAUCUGUUUGCAUGACUUUGCUGACGUGAGACACUGCCACACACAUGUGAGCCACGUUAGAUAGGGUUAUUUUCUGUGAAGGAUCGGCAUCCUCAUGUGGCGGAACACCAAAAGACAUCGCGCAGCUGAAACACCGCCAUUGUAGGCG